Molecule: messenger RNA, 3202 nt
Organism: Astrephomene gubernaculifera
Lineage: Eukaryota; Viridiplantae; Chlorophyta; Chlorophyceae; Chlamydomonadales; Astrephomenaceae
Source: the annotation of a GenBank genome assembly
CGUAGUGUUACGCAUUCUAGUAAUCUAGCUUACGCCGCUGGGCGCCGACAACAACAGCUGCACUGAACACCAAAGUAAGGAAAGGCGACGCGAGAGGGAGUCGCUCGAUAUGAAGCAGCCGGUUAAGCGACCGCCGGGUCGUGGCGGCGGCGUUCGCAAGAUAAAUCCAACAGGAUUGUCGAAAAGGGGUCGUGGAAGAUUCGGCAAGCCGGUGCAAAGAGAUGCGGGGCCUGAUGCACAGCGCAAAUGGCUUCACCACUGCCUUCGUACGUUGCAUAAGGCGCUCAAGAAUGCUCGAACUUUUGAACUCCGCAAGCUCAAGCGGCGCCUGGUGGCCCCAACACAACCGCCGAAGCAGCAGCAGCAGCUAAAACAACAACAACAGCAAAAGGACGAGGAGCAGCAGCCGCAGGGCCCGGGGGCUCCCUCCGCUCCCGUCGCCGCGGCUGCUGGUGCCGCUGACGCCGCCGCCAGCACCCAGCAGCGCCUAACCGCGCAGAUGGAGGCUGCCAAGGCAGCGAACCUAGACCAGCUGGCCGUGACGGUGGCACUCCGCUCGGGCUUCCCGGAGGAGCUGGUGCGUGCUGCGACAGCGCCCAGGCAGCGCCCGGCAGCAAAGGCUGCUGCGGGUGCUGCUGGUGCCUGCGCUGCAAAAGGCCCUGCUGCACCGGCAGCUCAGCAGCAGCCGCCGCAGCAGCAGCAGCCGCAGCAGCAGGAGCAGGAGGGGCAGGGGCAGGCGGAGGGCAAGAGUGGUGCAGCUGCCGCGGAUGGCGCUGAUGCAGGGGCUGAGGGCGGCAAGGGCAGCGGUGGCGGAGGCAGCGGGACAGACUUGGCCGCCAUGCUGGCGUCACGACUGAUGCGCGCAUCUUGUGUGCGCAAAGCUGUGGAGGAGGCUCGUCGGGAGUUUGGGGCCAAGUUUGAACGCACCCCCCUGGGCCCCCAGGAGCCCGAUCAGGCAUCAUCGGGUGAGGAAGACGAGUCGGGCGAUGGCUCAGAUGGCGAAGAGGGGCAGGCCAGUGAGGAGGGCGAGGAGGGCACGGGGGCGUCGGAUGAGGAGGUGGAGGGCGGCCGUCGCCCUCAUAAGCGCCACCGCGGCGUUGGGACGGGAGCGAGUGCCGGAAGCGGCGAGGAAGGCGAGGGGGAGGAGGGCGACGGCGGUGGUGCGGGAAGUGGAGAUGAGGAGGAAGGUGCGGGUGCCAGAGAUGAGGAGGGUGAGGACAGCGGUGUGAUAGAAGAGGCGGACAUUGACGCGUUUCUGGCGGAGGACGCCGAGGGUGGCGUUGGCGGCGGCGGCGGUAGCGAUAGCGGGGGUGAUGAUGUUGAUGAUGAGGGUGAGUUUGGCAACAACAACGGCGCAUGCGGGGUCAGCGAUGAAGAGGAGGAGGGAGGCGACGGCGGCAGUGACGGCGAGGGCUCCGAAGCCAGCUUCAACAGUGCAGAGUUCGACGCCCCCAUGUCGUCUUUGGCGCGGCGGAGCGCUGGGGGACGGUCUGGCGGCCUGGCGGCGGCAACGGCGGCGUCUGAGGGUGCCGCCGCCGCGGCGGCGAAGGUGAAGCAAGGUGGCGGCGGCGGUGAAAAGCGCAGUCGUGCUGACGGCGGCGACGGUGACGACGGUACGAUAUCCAAGGUCCGCCGCCGGGAGGGCGGCAAGGACGUCGCCACGACUGCAAAGAACGCGGCAGCGGCAGCUGCGGAAGUGCCGCGGGGUCAGAAGCCGUCAGCAGGAACGAAGGUUGGCAAAGCGGAGGAUGAGGGCAAGCGGGGCAAGGGGCAAGUGCGCGGAGGGGAGGCGGAGCAACCAGAGGGCAAGGAGGGCGGGAAAGGCGGCAAGAAGAAGGUCGGCAAGGCUGGAGGCACUCGGGCGGGGGAUCCGCUUAUGGACCGGCGCGGUAAGAACCGGCUGGGGCAGCACGCGAGGAGGCUACUGUACGAGAAGAUGUACGGCGCUCAGGCUCGGCAUCUGCAAGAAAAGGCUGCUGAGAGGGCCGCUGCACGCCGGGAUGACGCAAGGCCAUUAGCCUUGGAUGGACGCAAGGGUCGGCGGCAGGAUGCCAGCGACGCAGCACAUGCACCGUCCGGCAAACGACCCCGCGACAGAGGCGCCGGCGGCGCAGGUCCUGCAGCCAACGGUGGCAACGGCGGCGGCGUCGCAGCUCCCAGCGACGCGCCCGAGUCGCUGCACCCCUCCUGGGCUGCCAAACUGCGUCAAAAGCAGCUCCUGCAGCAGUCAGCGGCGGGGGUGGCGGCAGCACCCAAGAAGAUCCGUUUUGACGAUGACGGCGACGGAAACAGCGGCGCCGGCGGCGGCGGUGGUGGUGCGGGUAAUGGCUCUGCCGCCGGGUGGAAGGGGCAAGCGGAGGGGCAACAACGGCGGGGCCCGGCGGCGGCCGGCGGCGGCCGUGGUGGCGGUGGCGGUGCCGGCGGCAGAGGGCGCGGUGUUGGUGGCGGCGGCGGCAGGGGUGAAGGCAGGGGCCAUGGGCGCGGGGAGAGGAUCGGCGGCGGCGCUGCUGCUCAUGCGGCUGGUACUGCUGGGGGCGGUGGUGGCAGCGGCGGAGGCGGGCUGCAUCCGUCUUGGGAGGCUCGUCAGAAGCAGAAGCAGCAGCUCUUAUCGGCGGCACCCGCGGGCAAGAAGACCGUGUUUGAGGACUAGUCAGGACUAGUAGCGCGGGAUGGUUGAUGGAGGGUUGCGCAGCUCGGUGAUCCACUGCGGUUGUGUGGGCUUACUUUCGUAAGUGCGGCCAAUGCUGAUUUGUGUUCACUGCAUGUUAAGUGUGGCCAAUGCAUUCAUGUGAUUGUGUUCUGUUGUAGUGCCUAGUGUACGGGCGAGAGAGCGUGAGGGAACUGCCGGUAGCAUGGUGAGGGGAGUGGCAGAAGGGCAAGUAGGAAUAGGACAGCGUAGCGAAUGGGAGUCCCGGAUAGCCUUCUCUCUGUAGGAGAGUGGCAUCGCACCCUAGUCCGCGGCCAUUGCCCUCCCCCUCGGUUGCUGGGGUAGCAGGCUAGGAAAGGAAAAGGCUGGUGGAUGGGAAGGCACUCCGCUGUGCAAGUGGCCCUAUGACUUGUCACACCGUAUCAUGGCAUGGCAUGGCCUUGGAAACGCUUCUUGUCUCCAAUUUUCUUUACAUAGCUGUUACGUGCUUUGUUACUCCCCUUUGUGCAGUACAUGUCAACUUAGCCGUGGUGCAUGUAAAGCCCUGCCUGCUGA